AAGCCAUGGGAAGAACGCGACGAUAACAUCAAGUACGCGGAAUCUGGUGUUGACGAUCAGCUUAUCAUACACGUUCCUUUCACACAAAACGUCAGGAUACGAUCUGUCUUGUUGAAGCUUGGCCGAGGAGAAGUAACGCCUCGUCAUUUGCGACUUUAUGCAAAUCAUCCUACCAUCAUUGACUUUGCGGACGCCGAGACAACGACGCCACAAUUGAACAUCAACCUUCUAGAAGGCGAAACGGGGGUGGUGGAGUACCCUCUCCGAGCAGCGGUUUUUGCUAGCGUUCAUGCACUGUCUUUGUUCUUUAAUGACGCCGUCGGGGAAGAAAAAUCUCUUAUAUAUUAUUUGGGCUUCAGAGGGGAUAUGCGAACCACGAGGAAAGAGGUAAAUUCCAAGUUAGAAGUACCUGCCCCAAAUGCUGCGGAUGCUCCUUUGGUUGACAAGGUUUCUACUAAACUUGGAGGGCAGCAGACGACGGCGCGAUAG
This is a messenger RNA of Laccaria bicolor S238N-H82, 489 nucleotides long. RefSeq lists its product as uncharacterized. The transcript has 4 exons. Gene Ontology annotation, cellular component: nucleus. Lineage: Eukaryota; Fungi; Basidiomycota; Agaricomycetes; Agaricales; Hydnangiaceae. The annotation marks the transcript as partial. The record is from RefSeq and is a predicted model, not a curated record.